AUGGAACCAACAAAGAUUUUCGUUAGAGGAUUACCACUUGAUGCCACAGAAUCAUCCAUUCGCAAUAUCUUUGAGCCAUGCGGCCAAAUUAAGCUUGUUUAUCUUCCAAAAAUGGAACCACAUGAAACAGAGCAAACCGCACAUGUUGUUUUUACAGAUCACGAAGCAGCUAAAAAGGCAAUUCACGAGUUUAACUAUGCAUUAGUUGAUAACAAUAAAAUCAAAAUCACUUACGGAGAUGAAGAAACUCUUAAUUUCAUUCAGAGUGGCCAGAACAAGCUAAUUAUCGAAGGACUCGAUCAAUCAAUCUCAGAACAAGACAUAUUUUUCCACUUUAUGAAAUACGGAGAAGUUCUUUAUUGCGCUAUGGCUACAGCAAUUACAGGUAAAUACUUAGGCAUCUGCUUUGUCACUUACAGAAAUAAAUCAGAAGCUGAUGCUGCUAUAGAACACCUGAAUGGAGGUAUUCUAAACGAUAAAGAAAUACAUGUUCGUUAUGCCCCAGAAGGACUCAAAUAA
Molecule: messenger RNA, 519 nt
Organism: Trichomonas vaginalis G3
Lineage: Eukaryota; Parabasalia; Trichomonadida; Trichomonadidae
Product: RNA binding
Exons: 1
Coding region: 1-519 (172 amino acids)
Biological process (GO): positive regulation of mRNA splicing, via spliceosome
Cellular component (GO): spliceosomal complex
Molecular function (GO): RNA binding
Source: RefSeq, a predicted model, not a curated record